Dibothriocephalus latus is the source of this 294-nucleotide messenger RNA. NCBI's taxonomy places the organism in Eukaryota, Metazoa, Platyhelminthes, Cestoda, Diphyllobothriidea, Diphyllobothriidae. The record is from the annotation of a GenBank genome assembly.
AUGCUGGGAGCUGCGGGUUCAGAGACGGUGGUGAAGGAGGCCUUUGCCCGCUUCGACCGGCACUACAAGGCCAUUGUAGAGAACGCCACGGGUGAUGCCCACAAGCCCGAAGACGUUAUUCCCGCUGACCUGCGCGUCGCCAUCUACUCCACUGUCAUCAGGCACGGCGGGGAGGAAGAAUUUAACCGCCUCCUAUGCCUGGUCCUUCUGCGCAUACUACUUACUGCUGUGCGGCUGCUAGUGGUGCUCGAGAGUGGGUCUCUAAUGGCGGAACUGGGCGCGUGCGUCCCGUAA